Messenger RNA from Malaya genurostris, 1536 nucleotides. It is a transcript of the gene Dph2, whose product is annotated as 2-(3-amino-3-carboxypropyl)histidine synthase subunit 2. The transcript has 2 exons. The record is from RefSeq and is a predicted model, not a curated record. Gene Ontology annotation, biological process: protein histidyl modification to diphthamide. Gene Ontology annotation, molecular function: 2-(3-amino-3-carboxypropyl)histidine synthase activity. Lineage: Eukaryota; Metazoa; Arthropoda; Insecta; Diptera; Culicidae. The coding region runs from base 93 to 1496 and encodes 467 amino acids.
UGCUCGAACAUCGAAAAUUGUCUGUCAAGCCAAACAUAUGUUUUAAUUUUUGUUCAAUAAGUUUUCAAUUGAGUUGUAUUUCAAAAAAGACUAUGACGGCAGCAUUUAGUUCAAAUGAUUCCUCAAUAAUCGAGCGACAAGUUGACCAGGUGCAAGAUGAAGAAAUCUGCCUUGAAAGUUUCUGGAGUCAUCAGGAAUUGAAACGUUGUGUGGCCUGGAUAAAUGAAUAUAGCUUCAAAAAGAUCUGUCUUCAAUUCCCAGAUGCGCUGUUGCCUUGCAGUACAACUGUAGUAGAGCAACUCCAGCAAGAAUUACCUACUGUGGAACUGUUCGUAUUGGGUGAUACAUCUUACGGAAGUUGUUGCGUAGACGAAAUCGCGGCUUCGCACGUAAACGCAGAUGGUGUCCUUCACUUUGGACAUGCAUGCCUCAGCCGUUCCAAUCGUUUACCAACCAAAUAUGUAUUUCCUCGCAGCCAGCUUAAUACGGAUUGUUUUAUGACAAGUAUUUGCGAGCAGUUCUCAGACCCAGACACCGAACUUGCAAUAUUCUACGAUGUUAGCUAUGCAUAUUGUAUCGAAGAGAUAGAGAAUUUAAUGAAAGGCACUCACAAGAAGUUUUCAAUCGGUCAACUAUCCACGACUGGUAAUAUAUCAGAUCAGUGUUGGAAAUUGGACGGAAAAAGCUUUGAGGAAGCUGUAUGCAUUUUUAUCGGUCGUGACAAUCGAAGUUUCUUCAAUACCUCGAAUAGUAUUCAAGCAAAACAAUGGUUUCGAUUUGAUCCUUAUUCCAAUGCUCUAAACCUUGCCGAUCCACUCGAUUCUAGAUGGUUUCGACGUCGUCUUUUCUACAUCGAGAAAUGCAAAGACGCCACUUCACUGGGAAUCGUUGUUGCCACACUGACUGCUAGCGGCUAUUUGGAUGUAGUAAGUCGAAUUCAGAAAAUGGCUAGAGCUCGUAACAUCCGGACUUAUAUCAUAUCAGUAGGAAAAAUCAAUCCAGCCAAAUUGGCUAACUUUUCUGAAAUCGAUUGCUUUGUACUGGUUGGAUGUCCAGAAAAUGACCUAUUUACCUCGCGAGAUUUUUUUAAACCUCUAGUUUCAGUUUACGAAUGCGAACUAGCGUUCAAUCCAGCUUGGAUUGGCCAGUUUCCCACUAGUUAUAGUACGAAUUUCAUUGACAUAUUACCUGCUGGACGGUUUCAUAAGGAGUUCGAUCCGGAUUCUGUGAAUUCUGUUGGGGCUGAUAUAAGCCUAGUAACCGGUAAGGUUCGGAACAUAACCCGCAGAGAGGACGAUAAGGUAAAAGAAAAUACCUGCCAGGAGAUACAGUUGAGGGGCAAGAAUGAAUUGGCCCAAGUAACCUCUGGAGAGGCCUUCCUUGGUAGGUCUUGGCAGGGAUUGGAGCAGAACCUUGGACGAGAUGCUCCUGCAAUGAUUGAAGAAGGACGAAGUGGAAUUCCAAUUAAAUACGCAAAUGAUUUAGACCAGAAAUAAAGUGUUACAUGACGUACAUACAUUUUGUAUGUAAGCUAAA